This is a messenger RNA of Mytilinidion resinicola, 432 nucleotides long. RefSeq lists its product as uncharacterized. The annotation marks the transcript as partial. NCBI's taxonomy places the organism in Eukaryota, Fungi, Ascomycota, Dothideomycetes, Mytilinidiales, Mytilinidiaceae. The record is from RefSeq and is a predicted model, not a curated record. The transcript has a single exon.
AUGAUAUCCGGAACAAGUCCAAGACCACAUCUUACGGCUAGCGAUCAGUACCCUCCAUUAAAGCCCAAGGGAGAAAUUCGAGUUUUAUCCGUCAUAGAGCCGCAAAGUCACCGGUAUGAACUGAUAUCAAUCAACUACGCUCAAUCAGCCCCACCUCCAUAUGUGGCGCUAUCCUACGCUUGGGGUGAGCAUGACAGUGCACUAGGCUUUCCCACGCGUAAUAAGAUCUGGAUAAAUGGCAAGCCCUACGAGAUCCGAUCAAACCUUUUCGCGUUCCUCGCCCAAUGGGGUCCUAGUCUUAACCAGAAAAACAUAUAUCUAUGGGCCGACGCCGUGUGUAUUGACCAGGACAACCUUGAGGAGCGCGAGAGUCAGGUUGCACAGAUGCGGGAAAUAUUUACAAGAGCGAAAGCCGUCUGGGCCUGGUUAGGG